UCAUUUUCAUUUUAAUACAUCUCUCUCUCUCUCUCUCUCUCUCUCUCUCCUCUUCGUAUGAUACUAUAUUAGUACGAGUGCCCAUUUCUCUUUCACCAAACCUCUGAAACUCUCUCUCUCUCUCUCUCUCUCUCUCUCUACAAGAAAAUGUCAUCAGUCAACCAUUACUCGAGAGACGUCAACCAUUCUACAACUCUCUGGUGGCAACACCAACGCCAAAACGACGCCAUUCCUCCGCCGCCGGAAACCGCCGCCUCGACAUGGUGGAGGAAUCAACCCCAAAACGACGUAGUACCGUCAUCUCAAAACGACCCCAGUACUUGCACCAGCGAUCAUCAUCAAUUAGAGUCGCUCUUCGAGAAGUCUCUCACGCCAAGCGACGUCGGAAAACUCAACCGCCUCGUCAUCCCCAAACAACACGCCGAGAAGUAUUUUCCCCUCAAUGGGUCCUCCUCCGCCGUCUCCGGCGGGGGAUGCGACGGAGACACGGCGGCGGAGAAGGGGAUGUUGCUGAGCUUCGAGGACGAGUCCGGCAAGUGUUGGAGGUUCAGGUACUCGUAUUGGAACAGUAGUCAAAGCUAUGUGUUGACCAAAGGAUGGAGCAGGUACGUUAAAGAGAAGCAGCUCGACGCCGGCGACGUCGUCUUCUUCCAACGCCACCGCUCGGCGGGCGGCGACGCGACGGCGGUUUCG
Tarenaya hassleriana is the source of this 693-nucleotide messenger RNA. Its product is annotated as B3 domain-containing protein At5g06250-like. The record is from RefSeq and is a predicted model, not a curated record. The transcript has a single exon. Gene Ontology annotation, molecular function: DNA-binding transcription factor activity; DNA binding. The annotation marks the transcript as partial. Lineage: Eukaryota; Viridiplantae; Streptophyta; Magnoliopsida; Brassicales; Cleomaceae.